GCUGGUUGGAUAAAUAAAUGCUGUCUUGCUGUGUUUGGAAUUCAACAAAUGCAACUUGUGGUUUUAUGUGGAAACUAUAUGCGGCUUUGAUGCCGUCUGUGCGUUUGACGCACCGUUUUCGAAAUCUUUUGCUAUCUUUUGUUAGUUGUAAUAGACUAUACAUUGUGCAUAACAAGAAAAUAUAUAAACGCUUGUAGAUAAUAAUUUGCAGCUUGCUUGAAUACUCGAUGUCUGUGCCUUUGCCGCGUUGUUUUUGACAUUCCUUUGGACAUAUUUUGGAGUACUACGCUGCCACCAGAAAAUGCACGCAAGAGCAAGCACACGACCAGCUUCAGUAUGAGUAAAGAAAGUAAAACCAGUUAAUUUGUAACUAUGUGUGUAGUGAAAUUGAACAGCUAUUACAAUGCUUCAGUAUAAUUUACAGCUUUAAAUCAACUUUAUUAUGGGUAACACAGGUAGCAGAAGGAAAAAAGUUGCACCUGCGCUAGUGAAAGAAGUUAACAUAUGCGAUCGUGACUGCUGUCACAUCGAUCGAAAUGAAAGUUGUCUGUUCACGUCUCAAACGUCAAAUGUUAAUGUCACGCGGAAAAGAACACAGCUAGAUCGUCACAGUGACCGUCAAGAUUUGGAUUUUUCAGCGGACGAAAACCUUGCUGAAGAAGUGGACCGUAUCCUCGAGACUUGCGAAGGUACCGCAGCCAGACCGAACAAUGGAUCCUCUCAAAACCCAUUAUUCAGGUCUAAAAUAUAUGGCUUAUAUUUUGCCAAAUGUGAUCAAAGUCACAGUAAAACAACUCGCAACGCCAAUCUUUCGCAGAAUUCAGGAUUGCACAGUGAUCAUUUAAAGGUUGACGGACUUAAGGUCAAAAAAGAAGUUUGUGCUCAAAAUAAACCAGGCCCAGUCGAUUCUCAUAAAAAGAAUAUAGUAGCGGUUGGGAGAGCAGGUCCAGUAUGCACAAAGACAGUCUUAGUUCCUGAAAUUUGUAAUCACCCUUCUCAGGUCCUGCCUGUCACAUAUGAUUCUUCUGAAGAAGACCUGAUGAACAUGAUCGAGAGAGAAUUUGGUUAACAAAAUAGACAUAUGUGGCACUUUAUCCUAGAUGCUGUUCUCAUAUUGCUGUACAUAUCUAACAGUGAUGUAAUGUGUCUAUAUACCUUUUUUGCAGAACCAUAAAAUGUAUUUUUUGCAUACAUUUGUCCAAUUUCCUGCAUUUUGUUGAAAUAUUGCAAUAAUGAGCAGUAAAUGUUUUUAUAUUUCA
This is a messenger RNA of Electrophorus electricus (electric eel), 1259 nucleotides long. The record is from RefSeq and is a predicted model, not a curated record. NCBI's taxonomy places the organism in Eukaryota, Metazoa, Chordata, Actinopteri, Gymnotiformes, Gymnotidae.